AGAUUCAGCAACGUUACACCUGCAAGUACGGUAGCCCCGAAGGGAAAAUCAGGAGACUCUUUUCAAAAGCACGGUGAACAGACGAGCUACUCAAAACUGAGAGACUACCAGCUUCACAAAACUUUCGUUCAUCAUGAUGGAUCUUUCACAUCAGUCUAUGAAAGUUGCCCAUCAAGCCCGGGAGGCGGAUGAGCUGAGGACUGAGAUGAGGAGGAAGAGCCUCCUCAUCCUCAUAUACCAACACCUGGUGGGACAAGGCUACGUGGCUGCAGCAGUGGCCUUGGACCAGGAGACUAAUGGAGGCGUGAGAAGGUUUGAGGUUUGCGAUAACAUCGAUCUGGAGAUGGUGCUGAUGGAGUUCGAGAGCUAUCACUACGUCAAGUUUCAGAAAUAUCCCAAACUCAUCAGAAGGACAGCAGAACUAGGUGAAAACAGAUAUGUAAAAAGUGGUGGAAUAAAGAGGAGUCCCUGUUCAGCAAAGCCUCUCCCCAAAAUUAACACGUCCCAGAACCCACAGUCUGGAAUCACAAAGAGGACAGCUGCCAGCUCACAUACAAAUGAGAACGGCUCCUCUGUCCAUCCAGAGUCGUCAGAAUUUGGUUUCAGCGUUUUGUCCAUCAGAAAUGGAGCAGCCAGGGAGGCAGCCAUGAACAGAAAGGGCCAGAUGACUGACGGCAAAGGUCCAGUUCAUGAUGCUGUCAAAGGAGCUGGCAGUGACUCAGACCACAUGGAGCGGCUGCUGAAGCCACUGAGUGGCUUUUCUGGAAUGACCGGUGAGAUGAGAGAACUGGCUGCAAUCAUCAGCAGGGACAUCUAUUUGCACAGCCCCAAUGUGCGGUGGGAGGACAUCAUCGGCCUGGAGGACGCCAAGCGAUUAGUCAAAGAGGCCGUCGUCUAUCCCAUUAAGUACCCCCAGCUGUUUACGGGUAUCCUGUCUCCGUGGAAGGGCUUGCUGCUCUAUGGCCCCACAGGUACAGGUAAGACGCUGCUGGCCAAGGCUGUGGCUACCGAGUGCAGGACGACCUUCUUCAACAUCUCAGCCUCCAGCAUUGUCAGCAAGUGGAGAGGAGACUCUGAGAAACUGGUCAGGGUUCUGUUCGAGCUGGCCAGGUACCACGCCCCGUCCACCAUCUUCCUCGAUGAGCUGGAGUCAGUGAUGAGCCAGAGAGGAACAAGCACAGGGGGAGAGCAUGAGGGGAGCCGCAGGAUGAAGACUGAGCUGCUGGUUCAGAUGGACGGACUGGCGAGAUCAGAGGACCUGGUGUUUGUGCUGGCUGCCUCCAACCUGCCUUGGGAACUGGACCAUGCCAUGCUCAGGAGGUUAGAGAAAAGGAUUCUAGUUAGUCUUCCCUCCUCGCCAGCUCGCCAAGCCAUGAUCUCUCAUUGGCUGCCUCCCCUCAGCUCCACAGGAGGGGUGGAGCUACGAACUGAGCUGGACUAUGAAACUCUGGCGAAGGGGAUGGAGGGUUACUCCGGCUCUGAUAUAAGACUGGUGUGUAAGGAGGCUGCCAUGAGACCAGUCCGCAAGAUCUUCGAUGCUCUGGAGUUACAUCAGGAAGGAGAUACCGACAUGCCUGCCAUCCAGCUGGAAACUGUGACAACAGCUGACUUCCUGGAAGUCACUGCGCACUCCAAACCCUCUGCCAGAAACCUGAUGGACAGAUAUACAGCCUGGGAGAGAGAGUACGAGUCUGUCUGACACGCAAGAAAAAAAUUCUCUUACUUACAGAAACAGCCACAUCAUUAGUUUAGCAGGUUUAACUAAAUGAAAUGAGCUUUAUGUGUCUCCAUGAUAAUACCUGCAGUGAAAUAUUUGACAUUUGUAAGGCAUCGUUUUUCUCUCAUACAUACCAUUUUUAGCGCAUCUGUGACUGAACAGUACUUUAAAACUUUGAUAUUCUGAGCCAACACUACUGAUUCAUUUUGUUUAUCUGUGCAAUGAUUGUGAGCAAAAAGUUAAUAAUAGUAAUAAUAAUAAACAGUAGUUACUA
This is a messenger RNA of Scatophagus argus, 1991 nucleotides long. It is a transcript of the gene katnal2, whose product is annotated as katanin p60 subunit A-like 2. Bases 134 to 1699 code for a protein of 521 amino acids. The record is from RefSeq and is a predicted model, not a curated record. The transcript is spliced from 16 exons. Gene Ontology annotation, molecular function: protein binding; ATP binding; ATP hydrolysis activity. NCBI's taxonomy places the organism in Eukaryota, Metazoa, Chordata, Actinopteri, Scatophagidae.